This is a messenger RNA of Alternaria incomplexa, 1068 nucleotides long. RefSeq lists its product as uncharacterized. NCBI's taxonomy places the organism in Eukaryota, Fungi, Ascomycota, Dothideomycetes, Pleosporales, Pleosporaceae. The coding region runs from base 1 to 1068 and encodes 355 amino acids. The transcript has 2 exons. The record is from RefSeq and is a predicted model, not a curated record.
AUGCCGCCAACUCAGUUCGUCCAGGGCAAUCUGUACAAUACCAACUACACCAGCGUCGUCGGCAUCUCCAAUGACGAAAUCGCAUACAUCAGCUGCGACACCACCGACUACAACGGCUACGACACUGCGCAGGGCGUCUUCGAACAAACCUACUUGCAAGGCAACAUCUCGGCAGUCAUACUGUACAGCAGGACGUCGGACUACUGCAACUACACUCAGGAUAAGACACAGGUCAUGAUGGACGAGUUCGCCAUAUACUCGAUGACGAACAGAGCGGACUCGGCAAAGGUGCGCAACGACAUCAUCGACAUGCCGGCAGCCAUGAAAUACUUCGUCCAAGUCAAGGCGCGGGAUGAGGGGAACAACGAUUCCGGCAAUGGCCAAUACCAGCAGAACCCGCUGGGGCCUUCGCCUUCGACCGCCGUUGCUAUGAUCAUCCUGUACAGCAUCACCGGCAUCAUCACAGCAUUGUUCCUCGUCAUCAUCAUCACCGGCGCCGUACGCGCGCAUCGCCACCCCGAGCGAUACGGCCCUCGAAACGUACUCGGACGACCAAGGCAAAGCAGGGCAAGGGGAUUGGGACGAGCUAUCCUGGAUACCAUACCCAUCGUCAAGUUUGGCGAGAAGGAGCCGGCGAAACCCGCUGAUGUCGAACUGGGCUCGACGGCAGAAACACGGGAUGUGAAUGGCGUGAACACGGACGCGGAAGCGCAAGCGAGCGGAGGAACAGCUGCGACUCAGCACGAUACGGCUCCAGCUUCUGUGCCUGGUGCGACUGAGACAGCACAGGUCGUAACAUCGGACCCCGCGGAAGAGCAGCAAUCCGGCAUCGCGCCGGCACAGCCUGUUACCGCAGGUGCGACAGCGGGCACUGAUAAUGCUUCACCAGAUGAAGGUCUGGGAUGCUCGAUCUGUACCGAAGACUUUGAAAAGGGCCAGGAUCUCCGGGUUCUUCCAUGCGACCACAAGUUCCAUCCAGAAUGCGUGGACCCAUGGCUACUGAACGUAUCCGGCACAUGUCCAUUGUGGUAUGCCACCCCUCAUUCUAACAUGUCAAUGCUGUGCUAA